Messenger RNA from Lytechinus pictus (painted urchin), 2760 nucleotides. RefSeq lists its product as uncharacterized. Bases 375 to 1292 code for a protein of 305 amino acids. The transcript has 5 exons. Lineage: Eukaryota; Metazoa; Echinodermata; Echinoidea; Temnopleuroida; Toxopneustidae. The record is from RefSeq and is a predicted model, not a curated record.
GAUCUUGUAGAUUUCAUAUUUUGUAGUAGGGUCUGUAGGGAUCAUUAUUUAUUCAAAGGAGCGCUUUUAUGGACUGCGUGAAGAAGAGAGUUGAAGAUCUUGCAAUAAAUAGGCCUACGUUGUAAUACGAUUAUACGAUCCCAUCUUCCAUUAUCCACAUUCAUAAUUAAGUCGCCUCGAAAGUUAUUUGUUUAUUAUUAAGUGUUUUUUUUUUAUUGAGACAGUCUACAAAACAUCUGUAAUCCACGACUUCUUUCUUCGUCAAUUUUCCUCGGCGCAUGGAGACGCCUAUGGGCAGUGAUAUGCGCUAGAUACAAACACCGUCGUGCUAUUAUAUUAUUAUCAGGCCUUGAUAAGGGGGAAGUGAAAGUAUUAUGAGAAUUUGCAUUGUCAUUACCGCCGUUCUUGUGGUGUGUGCUUUGGGCUGUUGGGGCUCGGUCUCUGGUGAAGGUAUACCAGACGAGACAAGCACCAUAACAGUAACAUGGGGCUUCACGAUGGCGAAUAUACCAUGUUCGGAAGAAUACAACCUCUCGAGACAAACGACCAACAUCUUUUGGAAAAAAAAUAACGAAAAUUUCGUUAUACGGUUUAAUGAAAAUGUGGUAUAUCCGGGGGCAGACUCGAACUUGACGAAACUCAAUGAUGACGGCUCACUUUCACUACGGAGUGACUACCGUGCGGCAGGAAAAUACGAGUGUGUCUAUGGGCGACCGAACAUGCUGAACGUGUCAUACGCCAAAACUUCAACGACGGUCAGGGUGACUGAUCCCCCUCUUCGAGUAAUGGAGUGCAACACGACAGAUGCCAACGGAUCCUCGACUUGCAAAAGGAUUGUUCCAAACGGGACCGAAACGCUCCGGUUCACGCUUAUCAAGGGCGGAGUCAGCGCGACAUCGAACAUCACGUUCAAGGUCGACCAAUUCCCCGACGACAUCGGAGUCGAAGAGGAAGGGCCGAUUAAUAAAACCGACAAUGAUGACGGCUCCGUUACGAUCACGAAGAGGUAUGAAGUUGACGUCACUGGUCUCGUGUCGACGGCCGACAUCCAGUUCGUGCUCGUGGACGGACAGAGGACGGAAGAGUAUCGUGUGGUGCUCAUGAAAGCUGAAGAAAGGAAAGGCGAUGCAGGCCCUCAGUUCAGCGCUGGAAAAACAAUUGGAAUUGCAUUUGCCGUAAUUGUUGUUAUUGUCAUUGGCGUUAUUGUCAUUGGAGUCAUUGUGUGGAAAAAACGGAAUCUAUUUUACCGACAAGCCGGAAUUCAGUAUAACCCUGCCACCUGUCGAGAAUGAUAUUGAUGCAGAAUGUGAUGCAGUAUGAAAGUCAGAACCAAAAUCAUGUGAUGCCGAAGUUAUGGCUUAUGAACCACAAGAAGGUACGGGGUUCGAGUCCCGGUAUACGCAGCUCUUAUAAAGGGUCAUCAUCUUCAUUGUGCGCACUAACGGUACUAAGGUAUCGAAAAUGAAUAACUACAAGACAGUAGUAAAUGAUUCAUUAAUCCAUGCGUACGAUGUGUGUGCAGUGAUCGGAGGAAAAGCGAGAGUAGUAUGUUGCCAUCGAAACUCAUUUAGAACCCCCUCUUCCCACCCACGGAAGCAGAGACGUUAUCAUCGCAACAUGUUAUUAGGACCCAGGCGAAAUAACGGACGAGUUUUACGUGAUUCGGAAGGUUCCGGGUUCGAAUCUGAAUCAAAGUCUUUCCGAUGGUGAUCAUUCUGCGAUUUAAAGGUUGGUCCAUAAGAUGUGAAUUACAUGUUGACGGUGUGAUAUGACAUGCAACGGUUGAGACGUCCUACCAAGGUCGCUAUCUAAAGGAAGACAGUAAGUAGUCUGCAGGCACAGACAUUUGUUUUCGCAAUUGGCAUGUAGUGCAUAAUGCAGAGUCUGAAGUAGUGAGACUAGAUUCACUAUGUACUGUGACUGCCUCUUAGUUUACAGAUAGUUUGGAGUCUAGCCUUCACUCUAUACGUAGUAAAUUAAUUGAUUAAAGUGUCAACUUUGAGUCUGUGCUUCCAGACUAGACAGGAUGCGUGCAAUUGAACAUUGGCUGUUUACACAGCGUUGAUUUUCACAUUGUCUCACCACCCUGUCAGUAAUCAGUACGAUUUCAAUAUUUCUGGUAUAUGAUCCAUGAUAUAUAGUGUGGGUUUUGGCAGAGUAGGCGAAGAUGAGUCCAUGAGAAAAGCUAUAAAGUGUGUUUAAGUUGAUCACAGCUUACAAGAAAACUUAUCCCAUGUACCAAGAGAUUAGACGGGUUUCAUGUCUUAUUUGGUUUCCGACAGGGAUGCAUCAUGUCGCCGUUUUUUUUUUAUAUAUCUACGUUGACAGGGUUAUGGCGACAAUGAUGUUGCUCAGAACCAACUCUGAAGGGGAAUCCUUUCAAUUUACCCGUGUUAACGGGAAAAAAUGACACCACAUAUUUAUUUGAAGAUUGAUUCAAAAUCAACCAAAGUUGGUGUUGACAACUUUCAUGAAUCGUGUAUAAACCAAACGGAGUUUCAUGCUUUCAUGAGUGUUUAUGUAAAAAAAAAACCACGCAAUUUAACACUACUGAUUUAGAUCUAUUUUUUUUAAAACAAAUUAUGUGCUGCAUUAUAACAAGGCCAGAUACUUCAGUGCGAUUGCUUUAGAAAUGUUCACGCUAUGCAUAUUUUUGGGUAAUUAUAUAUAUGCAUCUUUCUUUUUAAAUCUUUGUGCAGAGUUUCUUUAUAUUAUUUGGUCUUUCAAGAGAUACGUUACAUGUUCUGUUUUUUAACCCCC